AUGGGGAAGUCGUUUGCUAAUUUCAUGUGCAAGAAGGACUUUCACCCUGCGUCGAAGUCAAACAUCAAAAAGGUAUGGAUAGCAGAACAGAAACUCAACUUCGAGAAGACGAAGCAAGAAGAUCUUAUGCAGGCGUACAUGAAAGAGCAGGAUUCUUACAACAACAGGUUGUUGAUGGGGGAUGAUCGUGUCAAGAAUGGCCUCAAUUUCAUGUACGAGGCUCCACCUGGAGCAUCCAAAGAGGAAACAAAAGAGGAGGGGGAAGAAGAGUACAAAUUUGAGUGGCAGAAGUCGGCUCCUCGAGAGAAAUAUGCGAAGGAUGACAUGAAUAUUAGAGAUCAGCCAUUUGGAAUCCAGGUGCGCAACGUGCGAUGCAUCAAAUGUCACAAAUGGGGCCAUGUGAACACAGACAGAGAGUGUCCUCUCUACGGGCUGUCGGGUAUCAACGCCAGCUCUGUGGCCUCGGAGGAGGCAGCAGGUCCGUCGAUGCACCCCUCUGAGUUAAUGGCGGAGAUGCGAAACAGUGGGUUUGCCCUGAAAAAAUGUGUCCUUGGUAGGAAUGCUACUGUUUGUGAUCCAUCGCAGGAAUAUGUUGCCAGCGAGGAAGAGGAGGAUCCCGAGGUGGAAUUUCUGAAGUCAUUAACGACCAAGCAAAAACAGAAGCUCCUUGGAAAACUUGAUCGCCUGGAAAGGCAGAAGGCCAAAAAGAAGAAGAGCAAAAAGCAGAAGAAGAAGAGCAAAAGAAAACAGAAGAAAAAGCAUGAAAGUAGUGACAGCUCGAGUGACUCCUCCAAUAGCAGCAGCAGUAGCAGCAGUGAUAGUGGCUCCGAUUCAGACAGCCAUGGCAAGUUCAAGAGCCAAAAGAGAAAGAAGAACAAGAAAAAAGAUUCCUGUCGGGAUAACAGCUCUAAGAGCGAGCGGCGAGUCAAGAGUCAGAGAAAGGCCUCCUCUCACAGAAGCAGGUCACGGAGCCCUCACACCGGACAGAAGCGGCGUGAAGAGGAGUCCGGAGAUUAUAGACAAACAAGGACAGAGAGGGGAAGGAGCAGGAGUGGAAAUCGCAGCCCGGAGAACAAGAUCAAGCUGGAGGGAGGUCAAGAGAGAAAGAGAUACAACAGCAGGGACAGGCAGGGACCUAGCAGCUCCAAGUCUGGCUUGGACAGAAGUAGGAGCCGCGAGAAAGGCAGGGAGGACAGAGGUAAAGACGGGCGUCACAGUAGAGAUGGGGAGAGGAACAGAAGUAGCACAGAUGGAAGGAGAGGCAGAACAGCAGAUGGGAGGAGCAGAAGCAGGGAAAGGCGGAAGGAGAGGGAGGGCAAGGGAAGAAGUAGGAGUAGGGAGAGAAGAGAGAGGAGCCAAGACAGAGUAAAAAGAAAGCACUGACUUGUUUGUGUUUCUGUCCCUCUUACAAUAUACUGGUAUAUAGUCUUCUUGGUAAUCAAAGUGUCCCUCUAUUUAAACAGAUAUUGUGCAGUAGGUCUCAUUUUUCUCCAGUAGAGGGAAGCAGUGGACAGAGAAUAUGUGGCUGCCGCUCAUUGCACCCAUGUGUUGUCUUGUACUGUAUGAAAGGCUCUGAAUUAAUUGAUUACCAUUGGAAGCAAUUAGCAGCUAUGAUCCGUUGAUGGGAAAAUAUUGGACUCAUUUUAAUGGUCAGUGAACCGCUGGAAAGACCAUUUCUGUCGCUGCAGUUUUUUUUCAUUAUUGUGUCUUUUUGGAUAUAUAUCCACAUUUUAAGAUGUAAUGCUUAGACGGCUGUUGAUUCCUAACAAAAAAAAAAUCUGGACUUUUUAUUUCUGAUUAAAAUUUUAAUCAUCUCAA
Molecule: messenger RNA, 1818 nt
Organism: Sebastes umbrosus (honeycomb rockfish)
Lineage: Eukaryota; Metazoa; Chordata; Actinopteri; Perciformes; Sebastidae
Gene: cirsr
Product: corepressor interacting with RBPJ, CIR1
Exons: 10
Coding region: 1-1383 (460 amino acids)
Biological process (GO): negative regulation of DNA-templated transcription
Cellular component (GO): nucleus
Molecular function (GO): transcription corepressor activity
Source: RefSeq, a predicted model, not a curated record